Messenger RNA from Zychaea mexicana, 2596 nucleotides. RefSeq lists its product as uncharacterized. Lineage: Eukaryota; Fungi; Mucoromycota; Mucoromycetes; Mucorales; Lichtheimiaceae. Gene Ontology annotation, cellular component: mitochondrion. Gene Ontology annotation, molecular function: metalloendopeptidase activity. The transcript has 3 exons. The record is from RefSeq and is a predicted model, not a curated record. Gene Ontology annotation, biological process: peptide metabolic process. Bases 90 to 2486 code for a protein of 798 amino acids.
UCACCCAUGCCUUUUUAGUGUCUUUUGUCAGACAGGCACAUAAUUUACAUAUAUUUCUAUUUCCCUCUUCUCUUCUUCUUCCUCCUUCAAUGUCACUCUCUCGACAAGGUGUCCGAUCGCUGCGACCACGCCUACUCUUACGAUCAACAACCACUAGAACUCCAGCAGCAACUUCUUUUUCUUCUACUACUACACAACGAUUUCAAAGUCGCUAUUGUCGACAUGUCUCGACAGUCUCCAAUACCAAGCGUCAUGAACUCCACAACAACAACAGCACAGACAGCACCAACAAUGAAUACCUACGAUUAAUUUUCGACGAUAAAAAUGUUUGGAACGAGCAGCGUCAAUCAUACGCUAAUGAACAUCCUGUUGGUUUAUUGGGCAACCCGCAUUUCACAAGCAUUGCCGGGUUUGAAUAUGCAGCACAACAAGCGAUCCAGCGUGCACAGCUCAUUGUUGAACGUAUCUGGCAUGCACCAGAAAACGGACGAUCUGAAAUGCGUCGAGUGGUUAAGAAUCUCGAUCGUUUGUCCGAUACGCUCUGUAGUGUGAUUGAUUUGGCUGAAUUCUUACGGAACGCACAUCCGGGCGAAGAAACCAUGGAAGCGGCCAACAAGGCAUACAUGGAUUUGUGCUAUUAUAUGAACACACUGAAUACCGAUACCCGGAUGCACAAGGUCUUGGCCCAAGUAUUGGCCGAUCCAAGCAUUGUACAAGAAUUCACAGCAGACGAACACGCAGCCGCCAUUGUAUUCUUGCGCGAUUUCGAAAAAUCUGGCAUUCACUUACCUAAUAAGCAACGAGAAAAGUUUGUCGAACUAUCCGAUCAAAUUAUCCAACUGGGCAGAGAGUUCGUACAACGCGACCCGCGUGGGGUACAGCGUAUAAGAAUCGAUCCAAAAUCAUUGAACGGUCUCGGUCAAAGCAUGGCACGCGCCGGCAGUCUGGACAAGGACGGCUAUCUGCAUCUCCCGACGGAUUCGCAAGAGUGUCAGCUAAUUCUCAAGUAUGGCGAGAAUGAAAAUGUCCGAAGGCAGGUCUAUGAAGCAGUCAACUCGGCCAACGGAGACAGCGUGGCUAUUUUGGAACAUCUCAUGAAGACUCGCGCAGAAUUGGCCAACCUAGUGGGCAAGAGCUCGUUUGCAGAGCUGCAAUUACAGGAUAAGAUGGCAAAAAAUCCAGAGAACGUAGAUGCAUUUUUACGAACGUUACUGCGCCAUCAGGAGCCAGCAUCGGAAAGCGACGUGCGCAUGUUGCAAGAAACAAAAGAACGUGCCAUGCGGCUAUCAAGUCUCCCCACUGUCAACGCAUGGGAUCGAGACUAUUAUAUGCACGUGUACGACGUUCUUGAUCGCCAAUCGCAAGGCACAGCGCCGCACAUGCCAUAUUUUUCCGUGGGCUCUGUCAUGCAAGGGUUAUCACGAUUAUUCAACCACUUGUAUGGUAUUCAGUUUGUUUCUGGUGCAGUGAACCCGGGCGAAUUAUGGCACGAUGAUGUGCGCAAACUGGACGUUGUUUGUGAACAAGAAGGUAAAAUCGGCACCAUCUACUGCGACCUCUACUCUCGGGCGGGUAAGACGACUAAUGCAGCACACUACACGGUCCGCACAUCACGACGCGUUGACGACGACGACGCUGAUCACGAUAUUAAAUUCGCGUUCCCACAACAGAACAUUUCGGCCGAGCAUUUCAUGCCACCUGUACCACAAUCUGCCAGCACGAUCCGCGGACGAGACGGUCUGUAUCAACUUCCAGUGAUUGCGCUGACGUGCGAUUUCAACAAUACAAAGAACGGCACAGCGAUGCUAUCGAUGUUUGAGAUCGAGACACUGUUCCAUGAAAUGGGACAUGCGAUGCACUCGAUGCUCGGCCGGACCGAUUUCCAUAAUGUUGCUGGCACACGCUGCGCAACAGACUUUGUGGAACUACCCUCAAUCUUGAUGGAGCACUUUAUCUGGCAUCCAGAAGUGAUUCCACUUCUAUGUAAAGAUCCAAGCAAAGCACCUUCAGCCAGCACGAUCCAAUCCUAUCUCCAACAACGAAGACGGUUCAAUGGCAUUGAAACCAACAGUCAGAUCUUGAUGGCACUGCUGGAUCAAAAAUACCAUUCGACGUUGGCGACCAAGCCGGACUUUUCGAGCGUCAAGACCUGGCAUUCCCUUCAAGAUAAGGUUGGCUUGUUCCCAAGCGCGCCGGGUACCAUGUGGCCAGUCCAGUUUGGCCAUUUGUUUGGCUAUGGCGCAGGAUACUAUUCGUACCUGUUUGAUCGCACAGUGGCGAGACGCGUGUGGCAGAAAUGCUUUUUGCAGGAUCCGUUGAAUCGUGAGCAGGGACUCGCAUUUAGAGACAAGUUGCUCAAGUGGGGUGGUGCACGUGAUCCAUGGCAGUGUGUUGCGGAUGUAUUAGGCGAACAAGACGCUGAGCGGAUCGCAAGUGGUGAUGAGCAGUCCAUGCGAACGGUUGGUGACUGGGGCAUCGAUGUAUAAAUUUUGUAUGUAGCCUUUUCUAUGUAUGCAAUAUAACAAUUAAACGCAGAUUUGGUUUGUCCAUUAAAACAUAGUAUUUGCCCACAGCAGCAGUAAUGGGAUCAGAAAUC